CGUUAUUUCGCUUCACACCGUGUUUGCGUUCACAACUCAUUCGGUUCGGGUUCUGCAUUUUAUUUUAUUAUUAUUAUUUUUUUUUGUUUGUUCUGCUCCUGCCUGGGUGCAGUUUCUUCGUAAGUCGGCCAUCACAGGAGUUGGCGCCCUCUGUCGCCCCGACGGGGAAUGUCGUCGUCGCAUUGAUUCAAUGAAAAUUAAAGCGGAAAAUUCGCAAAUGGACAUCUGAACAGAAAGAGCAUUAAGUAGGAAAUCCACAUCAUCAAUCCAAGUCAACCAAUGGGACCAACUCACUGUGACUCGAAGUGGACACAAUCAGCAUCCGAUUGCCGAAGAUUGCAGAAGCAACAUCAGCAGCAGCUACAGUCGCAGCAGCCACUGCAGGAGGAGGCGGAGGAGCUGGCAUCAUAGGAGCAGCAACGUCUGCAGCAGCUGCGCUAGGUGACGGCGUCUCCGUCACCGGCUCGUCAAGGAUGUCGAACCGCAAGCCAGGAGCCGCAGCCACAACGGGAGCCGCCCCUAAGGCGGAAACCCCAACCGCAGCCGUCCUGGAGGACACUGCGAAUACCUCAGCCACUGUGAUCCUUCCAGCCAGCAGCGAGGACCAGUCUUCAAGCACUGGCGAGGAGCAAGCCACAGUCACAGCCGGAGCCACAUCCCCCCCUCCCGAGGAAAAGGAUGUUGAAGGGGAAAAAGAGAAAGCGGUAGAGCAGGAGCUGCAGUCCAGCGGGGAUGCCAAUUCGAAUGUGGACCGAGACCAGUCCUCCCCCGCCACGAUAACAGAGGGGGUGGUGGUGGUGGCCCCACCAAAGCCACCCACACCCACUAUUGUCAGCGAUGGACUGGGCAGCAAGAGUGUUCGAAUCACACGACUCUCGUCGCCGCUUCUGUUGCUUAGCUCUCCCACAACUACAGCCACAGCCACGAGGAAUCGUGAGGCAAGCGAAGAUGGCGAGGAGCCGCCGGCGCCACCACCACCUUCGCAGUCGUCGGGAAGUCAGAGGAAGAGCUCGGCGGAGCGCUCAGUUGUUGCCCCCGUCAUUCGCGGACGCAAGUCCAUUAAGGAUCUGAAAGAAGCCAAAGAAGCCAUCGCCAAGCUCGAGGAUGGGCCAGUGCAAGUCAAAGAAGAGGCCAUCGAUGGCAGCGAACUGGAAUCCCUGCCAGCAGCCGCAGCAGCAGUCGAUGAAAAAGACAAAGACACAAAAGACAAGGAAAAGGAGAAAGAAAAGGACAAGGAAAAGGAGAAAGAAAAGGACAAAGAGCAGCAUCCUGCGCCGACUUGCAAUCGUGUCACCCGCAAGUCACACGCCCAGGAGCAGGCCAACAACACACGCGUCACUCGCAAUCGUCGCCAAUCCUCGACGGUGCCCGCCUCCAGCGAACAGCAGCCGCAGCCACUGCCGCCAGCACGCGGCCGCCGACCAAGAAAGUCCCAGGCAGUGGUCCCAACGCCACUGGAGCCGGCCACCAAGCGCAAGCGCUCCGAGGACGACGUUGAGAGUGCGACAAAGUACAGUAAAAUUGAGGUGAAGGCGCCGCCACCGGAUGACGAGAUCGACGAUGCCGUGGACACGGCCGAAGAGCCACCCAAGGCCGCUGCACCGAUCAAGCAGGAAGUUUCUGAAAGGGACACAAUCUCUCCAGCAACCACACCCUCUCCCGCCCCUCCUUCUGCUGCUCCAACACCAACCUCAGGGGGACGACGGGGUCGGGGCAGACCACAGACCAAGAAUGCUGGAGGUACAGCAUGUGCUGCAUCCACGAGCACGCGUGCCACACGUCUGAGCAAGGCGGGAUCGCCGGGUGGACUGGGAUUGGGAGUGGGAAUUACCGCUGCUGCCGAGCCGCUGAUGGCCAAGCGGCGACGGGUGGGCUCCACCACACGGAAGACAGCAUCUGCCAGUUCGCUUGCCACCAGCUCGCAUGGCGGCGGCGACGAGGACUCCAAGGACAGCAUGGCAUCGUCCAUGGACGACCUGUUGCUGGCUCCUGCCGACAUCAAGAUGGAGAAGUUGACGCCGGACUUUGACGACAGCCUGCUCCUGCCAGUGGAUCCUGUGGUGGGCCUGCUGAAGGACACACAGACACAGGCCAUGGAAAAUGAGGGCUCCACCACCAGCGGAGGGGGGGCCAACGGUCAUUCCUCCGGUCAUGCCUCCUGCAUUGAACCGCUCACUGUGGACGCCGAUCCAGCGGAUGCCGAUAAGGAUAAGCUGAAGGAGUCGCCGCUAGAGGCGACGGAACUGCCAGAGUCCGAGUCGGAGUCUGCCUCAGGAUCGGUCUCCGCAUCCGGCGAGGCUGGCAAGGCUGCGUCGCUCAGUCCCGACAUGAUCAGCGUCAAGUUUUACAAGAAGUUCCUGGCCAACAAUCUGGGCAUCGAGAAGGACCCAGAGCUAGGGGAGAUUGUCCAAAUAGCCAGCCACAGCGAAGUGGAAGUCGAAGCUGAAGCUGAAGCAGAAGCUGAAGCCGAAUCGGAGCCUGACGCAGAUGCGGAAGUGGAGACAGAAGCGAAAACUGAAGUGGAGCUGGAGCUGCAGCUAAAACCAGAGUCCGAAACGGAACCAGAGGCGGAAGCCGAGGCCGGGGCAGAAGCGGAAGGCAAAUCCGCGUUGGAUGAUUCCUUGCACUCGAACAGCUCCCUGAAGGCAGGUACACUUCGGCUGGAGGAAAGCACCAAGGAGCGAGGACACACGGAUGAUGUCGCUGUAAAUGGGGAUGAUGGCCAUGUGGUGGACGAGGAUGACUUUGACGAAUUGGAUCACGAGAUUAUGGAGCAGCUGGCCAGGGUCAAGGCCAUUGGUGUUGCCAGUGAUCCAGAUUCAACUAAUGCUGAUCCGGAGGGAUUCGAGGGAAAGAAACUGCCGGCGGUAACAGAUGAAGAGCCAUCGGUGCCUGUGCCUACGGAUACGGCGGAGGAGCAGCAGGCGGAGCAGGCGGGACGCUGUGUCGGGGAGGUGUUGGGGAAAUUGACAACAAACGAUGCGGACACAGAAAUGGAAAUGGAUGUGGACGUCGAAAUGGAAGCAGAAGCAGACGCAGAGCCAGAGGAUGACUCAGAGCAAGAAAAAACACAGCAGGAGCUGCCGUUGAUGGCGGACCACGAAAUGGACAAUGAUUUUCCAGAGGAGAACAAGGAAAACCUAUCGAUGACGAGCACAUCGCCCAGGCGAUCCAGUCACGAAGGUCUCGACAUUCAGCUGACCCUCAAGGAUGAGGAGGAUGAGGAGAAGCCCUUGGCGGCCAUAACAGCCACCGAAACGAAGCCCAAUCUGGAUGCAGGCGACGACUCCGCAGCUCCUCAGCUCAGCUGCCUAAAGGCCCUCAAGGACCACAAGGACCAGUCCGAAGAGAAAAAUCUCCUGCCCGCGACUCUGGAAUACACGAGCAAUGCAGAGGCCAAUGGCCAGCAUGAUAUGGGACUCUCUGGCGAUGAGAAGGAGCGGCGCGAUCAAGAGAUUCAUCUUCAUAAUCUUGGCCUGCUCACGCACCAGGCCGCCGAGCAGCGGCGCCAGGACCUGCAGGAGGCACAGACACGGCAGGCGCAGUACCAGCAACAGCAUCCGCAGCCCUAUCCAAGCGGCAAGCGACGAUCGACGGCUGUGGCUGGAACGGCAGCGGGAACGGGAGCAGCUGCAGGAUCGGGCUUGGGCGGCAGCGCCACUCACGUGGAGUCCAGCGGGACACUGAAGACUGUCAUCAAGCUGCAUAGAAGCAGCAACGGUGGAGCCGGCGGCAGUGGCGGCGUGCCCACGGGUACUGUCAUCCAUGGCAGCGGCUCCUCUGGCUCUGGCUCAUCCUCCUCCUCGAUGGGCAGUGCCACGCGAAAGGCGAGUGCUGCCAGCACAGGGUCAGGCAUUGGCUCUGGUGCCCACGGCGUACGCCGACAAUCCCUCAAGAUGACAUUCCAAAAGGGUCGCGCCCGCGGCCAUGGUUCAGCGGAUCGAUCUGCCGACCAGCAUGGCGUCCAUGCAGAGGACUCCUACUACACCAUACAGAAUGAGAACGAAGGUGCGACCAAGUCGAACAUACCGUCGGGUAAUUCUGGCCGAAAGACCAAUAACCGUUUCAGUUCGACUAACAACAACAACAACCAAAACAACUCGACGAUAGCCAAGCACUUGGGUGCGCUCCAGCAUAGAUCUCUUUUGGAUUCAUCGCAAUCGGAGGGUCAUGGUGGCCAUGGAGUGGUGGAUCACGGCUUCUAUCAAAUGGUGAAAAAGGAUGAAAAGGAAAAGAUAUUAAUACCAGAGAAGGCAUCUUCGUUCAAGUUCCAUCCGGGGCGGCUGUGCGAGGAUCAGUGCUAUUAUUGCAGCGGCAAGUUCGGGCUGUACGACACGCCCUGCCAUGUGGGACAGAUCAAGUCGGUGGAGCGACAGCAGAAGAUCUUAGCAAAUGAGGAAAAGCUGACUGUGGACAACUGCCUGUGCGAUGCCUGCUUUCGGCAUGUGGAUCGUCGCGCCAAUGCGGCGCCCUACAACAAGAAGCGUCUCUCGGCACCCGGUCACUUGGAGACGGGCGGCCCUGGUGGCAGUUCCGUUUCUGGCUCAAGGUCCGCCGAAGGUCCCGAAUUGGGCCCCUCCACAUCGGCGGGCAGUGCUCAGCGUUCGUGCGCGGUGAAGGAUUGCUGCGAGACAGCCGGACAUCAGCUGCGACGCAAGUUCAUACGCAAGAGCGUCAAGAAGUUCCAGCUAAGCUUCGAGAUACCCGCCGGCACAUCGAUAGUCUGGCUAUGCGAGGCCCACUACAAUACGAUCAUUCAGUUUACCGGCUGUGUCCUGUGCAAGCGGCGGCUGGGCAAGAAUCACAUGUACAACAUAACCACGCAGGACACCGAUCGACUGGAGAAGGCGCUCACGGAAAUGGGCAUACUCGUUCAGUUGGUCAUGGGCACCGCCGUGUGCAAGCUUUGCCGCUACUUUGCCAAUCUGCUGAUGAAGCCACCCGACAGCACCAAGUCCCAGAAGGCAGAGUUUGUCAAGAACUAUCGCAAAAGGCUGCUCAAGGUGCGCAAUCUGCAGGAUGCCAGCAAUGAGGUGUCUGAGGCGGAGGAUGAGGCGGUUGAGCACAAUGCACCAUCCGCUGCGUCCACAAGUGCAGCCGCCUCCACGCACGAGGAUGCCGAAAUGCAGCCGCUGGUGGUGGACUUUGAUGGUCCCACGGACUCGAAUUCGAGCAGCUCCUCCAUCACGGCCGCUGCAGGCACGGCAACUGGCACCAGCAAGCAGAUAUCCAAGCUGCAGGCCAUCCUACAGCAGAAUCUGCCUGGCGAGACUCAGGCCAGUGGCAGCGGGAGUGGCAGUGGAGCGGCAAAUGGUUCCAAUGCAGCGAAUCCGGACAUAUCGACUGUGCUGCGCGGCAACCCGAACAUCUCAAUGCGCGAACUCUUCCACGGCGAGGAGGAGAUGGGGCUACAGUUCAAGGUGCCCUUCGGCUGCAGCAGCAGCCAGCGUACGCCGGAGGGCUGGACGCGCGUUCAGACCUUUCUGCAGUAUGACGAACCGACGCGCCGACUCUGGGAGGAGCUACAGAAGCCGUAUGGCAAUCAGAGCUCCUUCCUGCGUCAUCUCAUUCUGCUGGAGAAGUACUAUCGCAACGGGGACUUGGUGCUGGGUGCCCAUGCCUCAUCCAAUGCCACCGUCUACACGGAGACCGUGCGCCAGCGGCUAAACUCCUUCGACCAUGGCCACUCCUAUGCAGGAAGUGCAGCGGGAAAGCGGCCCACAGCAGCCGCCUCCCCGGGCUCGUUAUCGCAGGCCGUUUCGGCCACUGGCACUGCCCUGGCCACGCCCAUCGCCAACUCAAACCAAUCUGCAGAUCAAGCCGCUCAGGGAGAUCCCCUCAUUCCGCUGGUGGAGCUGAACGACGACGAAGAUGAGGACGGCGGCCAUGAGGGCCAACGAUCGCCAAAGGAAGAUUUAAACUCGCACUUGGAACGCCUCACCAACGUCUCGGUGGACAAGCUGACCAAGCAGCUCAGCUCGAAUGCGGUGACCAUUAUCGCCCGUCCCAAGGACAAGCCAGUGCCGCCGAGCACCGCCGCAUCCGCAGCCACAGGAAGCACAGGAACAGGAACAGGCACAAGCACAGCCACAGUCACAGCCAAAACAGCCACACUCGCCUCGUCGCCGGCAUCGAUCUCCUCUGCGUCGUCUGUGUCGUCGUCACCCGAGGGUAGUGAAGGCACCCAGAAGGCGGCAGUCUUGUCUCCGGCCCAGUUCAAGAAUGCCCCACCCCUGGUGCCCACCAGCAGCGUCAACAAUCGGAGCAUACUGAAGACCAACCUUCUGGGCAUAAACAAGUCCGUUGAGAUUGUGCCGCUCUCCUCGUCGCUGGCCAUCUCCACCAGCCUGACAGCCGCCACACUGAUCGCCAAUCACGCGACUGGCACGAAGACUGGCCCAGUUGCCGCCGUCUCGUAUUCCGCCCAGGAGAAGCCACACAAGAUUCUCGAUGUGGCCAACAAGCUGCUUAGCACUCAAAACGAGAGCAAGUCCCAGCAGCAGCAGCAGCAGGCGGGCGCACGUCUGGGCGGGGGUCUCCAUUCCAAGCUGAAGCCGACCACGCCGAUGAGUCUACACCAGCAGCAGCAGCACCAACAGGCAGCGUCAUCCGCAACGUCCACUAAGACGCCAACGGGCCAUGUGGUGCAGCAGCUGAACUCACCGCCGGAGUUGAUCAGUUUGGCGCGAAGAAGAACGGCCGGUGGGGGGCCCGCAGCUGCAGCAAUGGCUCCGGGUGGCUCCAGCUUGAUUGGCACUCAUCUGAGCAGGCGACUGCAGUUGCAAAAGGCUGGAGCGGCAGGAACGACGGGAACAGUUGCCUCAGCAGGCAGACGAGGGCCGGCCGCAUCGCCGAACGUGGUCAUACUGCCGGAAACACUGACCACGCAGGAGCGGCACGAGUGCAAGAGCUGGAAGCCAACACUGAUACCGCUGGAGGAUCAAAAUCAUGUGACCAGCAAGUCGCAGGCUCUCUACCAGACAGCCGAUGGCCGACGGCUCCCAGCCCUCGUUCAAGUGCAGUCCGGUGGCAAGCCCUACCUCAUAUCCAUCUUUGACUACAACCGCAUGUGCAUCCUGCGACGGGAGAAGCUGAUGCGCGACCAAAUGCUCAAGACCAACGCCAAGCCAAAGUCAGGCCAGGCACAGUCGCAAUCGCAGUCCGGUCAGAAUUCAGGCCCUCCCUUGGGUGCCGCUUACUCGAACAUGGUCAAGAUGGCACAGCAGCAGCAGACCGCACGACAGCAGCUUCAACAGCUGCAGCAGCAGCAGCAUCAGAAGCAGCACUCCCAGCAGCAGCAGCAGAUGCCAACACUCCAGCCGGGAGGAGGAGCUGGCGCUGGUGCUGGAGCCGGUGCGGGGCGACUGGCCCGCCUGGCCCCCAAGCCCAUGCCGCCGUUGAACAUUCCGCAGAUCGCCAGCCAGGGCCAUGCCCAAAUGAACCUCAAUCACAGCUUAGACGGCAGCAGCAGCACCAGCAACAGCGGCGGUAGCAGCUCCUGGCUGUGGAACAACUUCCCCGAUCCCAAGCAGUAUCUCCUGAAUGGCAACGGCGGCGGUACAGGCCCCACGGGCAAGAUGCCACACCUCACGCCCAAGCCCUCGACGGUCACUCUGAGCAGCAGCAGCAGCAGCAGCCUCAAAGCUGGCGGCCCCACCUACACUCUGAAGCAGCAGCAGAUGCAGAUGCAGCAGCAGAGGCUGAUUGACAAUGCCAUAUCGAAGAUACCCAAGAGCCUGAUUGUCAUUCCGCAGGGUGGCGACUCUUCGGGCUCCUCCAAAGAGUGAUGGCAUGCUGCAGAGUCGGUGCAGCUGGCACGCUGCCACGUUGUACGUUGGCAGUUGUGAAAAGGGAAGACCAUACCUUAAAAUCAGAAGAGCAAAAUCCAUAGAGCAGAAAGAGAAGCAGAAGCAUAAAGGAGGAGAAAAUCAAGAUAGUGUUUGAGACUUACUUACCACUUUUGUGUGUAUAAAUCGAGAUAUACGGCUACGAUUAUGUCUAGACUUAAGUAACUACAACUAAAUAAGUAGGCUGUUUGUUUGCGAACUGAAAAAUGUCCCGAGUAUCGGAGACAUCUCGAUCGACUCUAGAGAGAGAGCUUCACUCGCAGUCGGAGCAAACUGGUGCCAGCAACUGACACACGAAAGCAGAUACGAGUUAAGGGCUACCCCUCGUUAGAUAUGCAUAUAAGAAAUACCUAAACCUAUACUCUAAUCGUCUCUAGGAUAUCGUAUAUAUUUUUUUAUUACAUUUAAGGAGCACAUUCACUUGCGAUUCGUGUAUUAUAGAUACCAAAAUUGCUAGAGCGCCAAGUGGUUAGACGUAGAAAAGGUGGUAGAGAGAUUCCACAAAAACACACACUCACACACACUCACACACACUCACACACACACACACAUACGCACCCAAGCUAAUGUUUAAAAUUAUGAAGAAAUAUCAAAGAAAGAUCAAUCAAAAUCUGCGGCACUAACGCUGCUAAUCGUAGUCCCAGCAGAGCUCGGUCUUGCGCUCAAUGUUCUCGAAUCCUGCACACAUUAUUUGAUUUGUACAUCUACAUUCAAAGAAAUGAAAAAAACGUUUGCGUUGUGGCUAGCGAUUGCUUCGUUUUGUCUGGGCAGAUUCCUAAUUUAUAUUCAUUUUCAAUUUCCAUUUACUACACACAAACACACACACACACUUAUAGAUUUUAAGGGUAAUUAUUACACAACUGUACAUAUGCACACAAUAUACAUAUAUAUAAAACAUCAGAAUGGAAAUAUACAUAAUACAAAAGAAAACAAAACAAACACCCAAGAAAUCAAACACUAAAACAGAAAACAUUCAAAUUGAUCGGUGUCGAUUGAUAUUGGAAGAAUUCUAGAACUUUAGAUCCCUGAAAAGGAGAAGGAGAAGGGCCUGGAGAGAAUCGUAUCGUAUCGUAUCUCCCCAAAUGGAAUCGGUUUUCUCAUGUCACAUGACAAAUUGAAAAGCUUUCAAAACAACUCCAUACUAAUUUACUAAGAACCCAAACAUCAAAUAAACAAAACGUAUAUGUACAUAUACACAAUAGAAUAUAGAGAUGAUAUAUAUAUAUAUGUUUAUGAAGAAGGAUAAUUGAAGAGAUAUUUUAGUGAGCGGCGAGAAUACAAAUGUAAAAUAGCCUGUUAAGCAUAUAGAUAUAUUUAUACACUAUGAGAAAAUUCAAUUGUUGUUGUUGAAACAUUGAAAAUGUACGAGUAUUUAUAAAGCGAGCAAAGUCUAUUGAUAAUGAUAUAAAAAACAAAACAAAACAAAACAAAACAAAAAGAAACCAAGGAAACAAAGCCCUGCCCUGUCCUGUGGCUGCCCUGCCCAGAAAUUAGAACUAAGUUCGCCACAUCAGCAGUCCAGGACUCACUCAAUUGAUUGCCUUUAACGAACUUGGUUAUAUACAAAAAACAAAACAAACAUAUAGAAUUCUAUAAGCGAAAGUGUGGGGUGUGCGAUGGAGAGUGUAUGGGUGUGAGAUUUUUGUGAGGUUUAUAUGUUAUUAUAUUGUACGUUGUAGCUGAUAAAACAAAACAAUUACCAUAACCACAUUUCGAUGAUGAUCAAACACAUACACACACAUACAACAUGCAUACACAUGCAAACAUAUUUAUGCAAUUAUUUUUAAACAAGCAAGCAAGAGAAAAGAUCAACGAAAUCGUGAAAUAAACUUUUCCCAUGUCCAGCUAAUAA
This is a messenger RNA of Drosophila guanche, 9699 nucleotides long. RefSeq lists its product as uncharacterized. Bases 474 to 7787 code for a protein of 2437 amino acids. The transcript is spliced from 7 exons. Lineage: Eukaryota; Metazoa; Arthropoda; Insecta; Diptera; Drosophilidae. The record is from RefSeq and is a predicted model, not a curated record.